Molecule: messenger RNA, 3603 nt
Organism: Portunus trituberculatus (swimming crab)
Lineage: Eukaryota; Metazoa; Arthropoda; Malacostraca; Decapoda; Portunidae
Product: poly [ADP-ribose] polymerase tankyrase-1-like
Exons: 3
Coding region: 579-3131 (850 amino acids)
Cellular component (GO): cytoplasm; nucleus
Molecular function (GO): protein binding
Source: RefSeq, a predicted model, not a curated record
ACCUCUACACCACACAUCAGUAGGUCAUCAAGGAGCCCGUUACUCUCUGACACGUUCUUAAAGAAGUCGGGGAGAGAAGGGAAUCCCGCCACGUAUAGCACUCUUCGUUCUGAGUUGGCUUCCUAACACCCAACAGUUACAUAAUGCCCCAAUUAUAUAACCUAAUGAUGGGUUCCAAGUCAGCUUCUAACCACGACUCACAGCCAUACAGAGGCGUGGACAUAAGUGCCGCGUCAAACACCCUCCGCUUCACCACGAACGGCACAUCGUUCAUUGUUUCUUUUGACAAACGCCACACAUUUUGUAACCUGCAUGACUCAUUUUCAUUUUAGCUUGCACCUUAAGGGCACGCGAAACACAAACACAUAUGAUAGGAAAAGGGGAAGGCGCCCACUCCCUCAUGCACACACACACACACACACACACACACACACACACACACACACACACACUGGAAUGCGUCGCCACAGCCAGUAGUGAAUACUUUAGUUGCACGGAGCGAUACUUUGUGAACACUGCGCCAGCCACCACUACAGUAACAAGUUACUCUAUCAUAUUAUGUACAAUACAUGUAAUGUAUGCCUGUCCCUGCAAUGUCAUCACCAGGGUUUCCCUUCUCUCUCCGGCAGGACGGCGCGCCCCCCGACCAGCUGUACGAGGAGCUGCUAUCAACAAUCAGUCGCGGGGACCACGUGCAGGAGGUGUCCCGCCUCCUGUGUAGGGGCGCCCCCCUAGAGCCCCGGUGUGGCCGCUCCGCCCUCAGAUUGGCUAUCACCACCGAUCGUGCACGCACAGUCAGCCUGCUGCUGGCAAGCGGCGCCUCACUCUCUGCCAGGUUGCUGCAGGAGGCCUGGUACAGUACCAACGUGACCCCCGCAGUGCUGGCCUCCCUCACCACUGCCUACUGCUGCCGGCUGCACGCGGAGCAGCGUCGUCUGGUACAGGUGAGCGGCGUCCUUGUGAAAGGCAUCAGCAAUCUGUUGGAAGACAUUGAGGGGGAUACUCCGUGGCGGACUACAUGGCGAGGGGGCAAUGACACUGACCGAGCGGCUCUCAGUGACCUGCUGGCAAAGGCCGCAGCCGCCAAUUGCCCACUGACUGCAUCAUUCCUACACAGUGCAGGAGCGUGGCCUUUUUUUAGCCCAGCCUCAGGUAGCAGUGCCCUGCACGCCGCGCUGGACGCCGGCCACCAGGAUAUGGCCGAGUUGCUGGUCAGGGACCUCGGGGCCUGUCCCUACGUGCCGGACUCCGGCGGUCGCCUUCCCCUCCACAUCAUGACCGACAAAGAGCAGCAGCAGCUGGAGCAGAGGCUCUUCGAGGAGGAGCGGGAGAAGCUGAGGGAUCUUGAGCUUCGUCAGAAAGCAGAUCGCGAGAAGGCGGCGGCACGGACCGCGCUGGACGUACAGGGAGUUCUUUUCAACCUCCACAAGAAGGGCGAUGUUCAGACUGUGUCCGCAGAUGAUGGCCGCGCCUGUCUGCUGUUGGCUGUGCGCAAAGGUCUGCUGCAGCUGACUUAUCUGCUGCUGCAGGAGGGUCGCCGCCCAGUGGACGGUGUGCUGGACAAAGCAUGCGGCACCACAGCCAUUCAUGAAGCGGCCUCACACGGUGAGGACGGCUGCGUGGCGCUGCUGGUGAGCGCCGGCGCUAAACUUCAACAGCGCGACACCUAUGGUCAGACGCCCCGACACCUGGCCGCCAUGUUUGGCCACACAAGCACUUCUGACUUACUGGCCCGACAAGCUGUGCAGGACCCUCCUUGUCGCGCGGGCACCACUGCUAAGGAAGUGAUGCGAGGAUUUGAGGCAUAUCUGCAGCUGUAUGAAAAAUAUGACGGUGAGCCUCUGACGCCAUCUGAACGUCGUAAUUCAGACAGCGUCACGAGAGAACUUAUGAAGCAGAUAGAGGUUGGGAAGCUGCAGCAGGAGGCUCAACGAGUGGCGGUUGACUUGUCACGAGGCGAGGCCCUUCAAAUAUAUGAGGUGGUGAUGGCGGAACUGAAAGCCAUCAUAGAUAAGGUGUCAGCCGCGUAUCCCACCUACCACGGCGACCUUAGACUGGCGGGCAGCUCUCGGGACGGCUCCAAGUUGUACGCCCCCGACGAGUUUGAUGUAAAUAUCGUUGUUCACGAGGACGGCGUGGGAGUAAAUGUUAGUGAGAGAAGGGAGGAAGAAGCCCUGCUGAAGGGCAGGUUAGAGAUAUCUGUAGAGACCAACAACCCACACCUUCAGGGAAAUAAUUUCAUGACCAGUCUGUACGAGGAGGUGCACCGCUGCCUCACUGGCCACACCCUGCUGGACAAAAGACUGAGCCUGGUGCCGCCGGGCCUGAUCAGCACGCAGGUGGGCGUGGCGCUCGCCCUGGCCUGGCAGGGACAAGAGUACCCUCUGCUGCUGGUCGGCGUGGACCUGGUGCCGGUGCUGGAGGUGCCGUGGCCGGAAAAAAUUCCCAGACCCUUCCUCACUCCCGCGGACACCACCACCAUACAGCUCAGUAAUGCCGCGGACGCCACAUGGCGCUGCAGCUUUGCCUUGGCAGAGGCAAAGGUGCUGGAGACGUUGAGCCCCGUAGAGCGCCAGGCACAGCUGAUGGGAAAGGUAAUUCUGUCCCGCCUGAAGGCCGAGCCCUGGAUGCCACGUCACAAGAAGAGCUUCUGCACCUGGUUUGACACACGCGAGUGGAACAUCCCGGUGCCGAGCGGAUUCUGCUUCAAGAACGCAUUCCUGCGGUGGCUGGAGCAUAAGAGGUGUGAGGAAAAGGACCUUGGCAGGCAGCUGGGGACGGGAGGCAAGGAGGAUCUAGCGAGGCACCGGGGAGAGGGAGGCAAAGAGGAUCCCACCAGGGAGCUUGAGGCGGAGCGGGAAGAGGACCCAAUCAGAUGGGUGGUGGAGGUGUUCAGGCUGAUGUGUGCAAACCCAGAGGAAUCACGAGAGCACCUGGCAACUCUAAACAGCCCCGCCUACUUCGGAGGGGACUGUGAGGGCCGCAAACCUGGAGACGGGGCGCCCAUCGUUGUGCAGUGUCUGGAGGAGAACUUGGAAAAUUUGAGAUCUGAGCCAAGACAGCCAGGAAGCGAUGAGGAACAUAAUGCUGGGGCUAGACCUCUGGAUACUGAUGAUGCAGCUCCACGGUGACGAUCAGCAGUGAUUCACACCACCCUCUGUAAACUACUCCUUAACCCCCUCCAGCACAAAAAACACAGAUAGAUAGAUAGAUUGUUUAUAGGCAACAGCAGUGCAAUGAUUGCAUUUUACUUGUUACUUAUUUUCCUGUUACAUUUAUGAAUUACAUUUAUGAAUGAGACGUUGUCAAUCAUUCCUGUGGCACGUGCACUCCAACAUGAUGAUAACACUAACAUUUUAUUGAUUAUCUUCUACAAACCUAACCUGCUGCAAACAUUUAUAUUUGAUAUCAUGUUGUUACGUGUUGACAAGUAAAAAGACAGAAUAUCAUGUAUUUCUUGACAUGUUUCAUCCAUUGACAGCUUAUCGGAAAACACCUGUUCUAUUGUCACAAGCCCGUGAUUGUCUCGAAUGUGUUGAGUCACUGGGCAGUCCUGGAGGACGUGUCUCUGUCUCUCUGUUUGAAUAAAUAACCUUUUAUUCA